This is a messenger RNA of Tupaia belangeri chinensis (Chinese tree shrew), 2721 nucleotides long. RefSeq names its product acyl-CoA oxidase 2 (gene ACOX2). The coding region runs from base 400 to 2445 and encodes 681 amino acids. The transcript has 16 exons. Gene Ontology annotation, biological process: fatty acid beta-oxidation using acyl-CoA oxidase; lipid homeostasis; very long-chain fatty acid metabolic process. Gene Ontology annotation, cellular component: peroxisome. NCBI's taxonomy places the organism in Eukaryota, Metazoa, Chordata, Mammalia, Scandentia, Tupaiidae. The record is from RefSeq and is a predicted model, not a curated record. Gene Ontology annotation, molecular function: 3alpha,7alpha,12alpha-trihydroxy-5beta-cholestanoyl-CoA 24-hydroxylase activity; fatty acid binding; FAD binding.
ACUCCCCCGUGGCCUCUCCCUAGUGUAGAAACUACCACCAGCAAUGGGGCUGCCAGGAGUCCAGGCCCCAUAGCCUCAGUGGGACCUGCUAGGGGUCCUCCAGGGAAGCCUCGCUGUACCCGCCUUGGGGAGCCUGGGAGGAAGGAGAGGCGCUGCCCAGCAGCCAGCUGCGAGCAGGAGCACGCCCAGCUGAGCCUGCCCCUCCGAGCCUGCCCCGCCAAGAACUCGCUCCUGCCCUUCCGGGGGAGGAGCAAGGGGCGGCCCUUGGCCUGCAGAGACAGACCUGCCGCCAAGGAGAGGCCCACACUGGACAGAGCAGCUCUUGCUCACAGGCUCCGUGCACCUCAGAGGAGCCAGGCCUGCAGUGUCUCUCCUAGCUCCCAGGCAGACCCAGGUGGGAUGGGCAGCCCAGUGCACCGAGCGUCCUUGGGGAUCACCCGGAGUGGACACAUGCACCCUGACAUGGAGAGCGAGAGGUGUACGCGGUCCUUCGAUGUGGAACGGCUCACCAACAUCCUUGACAGAGGUGCCCAGAACACUGCGCUUCGGAGGGAAGUCGAGAACAUUGUCCACAGCGACCCAGAGCUGAGCUUAGAAGACAGUUACUUCAUGUCCCAGAAUGAAUAUUAUGAGGCCUCCACGCGGAGGCGGUUCCGAGUCCUGAGGAUAGCACAGCGCCUGGGUUGGCUGCACGACGGGCCGGAAUUGGGCUACGUUUACAGAGCCCUCGCGGGACAGCUGACCUUAAACUUGCAGGCUGUGUUCCUGGUGUCCCUGGAGAGCCUGGGCUCAGAAGAGCAGAUUGCCACGUGGGGCCCCCUCUCCAAAACGUACCAGAUCAUCGCGACGUACGCCCAGACGGAGCUGGGACACGGGACGUACCUUCAAGGCCUGGAGACUGAAGCCACCUAUGACCCAGCCACCCAGGAGUUUGUGAUACACAGCCCCACAAUAACUGCCACCAAAUGGUGGCCAGGGGACAUGGGGCGGUCGGCUACCCACGCCCUGGUCCAAGCCCAGCUGAUCUGCUCGGGAGCCCGGAGGGGAAUGCAUGCCUUCAUCGUGCCCAUCCGAAGCCUCCAGGACCACACCCCCCUGCCAGGAGUCACCGUUGGAGACAUCGGGCCCAAGAUGGACUUUGAGCACUCGGAUAAUGGCUUCCUGAGACUGGACCAUGUGAGGGUGCCCAGGGAGAACAUGCUCAGUCGCUUUGCACAGGUCUUGCCAGACGGCUCCUACGUCAAGCUCGGGAUCCCACAGAGCAACUAUCUGGCCAUGGUGGUAACGCGGGUGCGCCUGCUGCUGACCGAGGUCCUGCCCCUGCUGCAGAAGGCCUGCGUCAUCGCCGUGCGCUACUCAGUCAUACGCCGCCAGUCCCGGCUCCGGCCCAGUGACCCGGAGGCAAAAAUCCUGGACUACCAGACGCAGCAGCAGAAGCUCCUCCCCCAGCUGGCCGUUAGUUACGCCUUCCACUUCCAGGCGGUCAGUCUCCUAGAAUUCUUCCAACGCUCCUACGAUGCGAUUCUGGACAGGGACUUCAGCUUCCUGCCUGAGCUCCACGCACUGAGCUCAGGCAUGAAGGCCAUGGUUUCCGACUUCUGCAUCCAGGGAGCUGAGCUGUGCCGCAGGGCGUGUGGUGGCCACGGCUACUCAAAGCUGAGCGGCCUGCCAUCACUGGUCACCAGAGUGACAGCCUCCUGCACCUACGAGGGGGAGAACACGGUGCUCUACCUGCAGAUGGCCAGGUUUCUGGUGAAGAGCUACCGGCAGGCUCAGCUGUCUCCAGGCUCCGCAUCGCAGAAGCCUCUCCCGCAGUCUGUCAUGUAUCUCACCACGCCCGACCUGGCCAGGUGCCCAGCCCAGAAGGCAGCCGACUUCCUGUGUCCAGAGCUCUACACGGCGGCCUGGGCACACGUGGCAGUCAGGCUCAUAAAGGACUCGGUGAGUCAUUUACAGACUCUGAUGCAAUCCGGAGCUGACCAGCACGAGGCCUGGAACCGGACCACUGUCAUACACCUCCAGGCUGCCAAGGCGCACUGCUACUACAUCACCGUGAAGAAUUUCUGGGACUCGCUGGAGAAACUGGAAAACGAACCCGCGAUUCACCAAGUGCUCAGACGCCUCUGCGACCUCUACGCCCUACACGGCAUCUUGACUAACUCGGGCGACUUUCUCCACGACGGCUUCCUGUCUGGUGCCCAAGUAGACAUGGCCAGAGCGGCCUACCUGGACCUGCUGCCCCUGAUCCGGAAGGAUGCCAUCUCACUAACUGAUGCUUUCGACUUCACCGAUCAGUGCUUAAAUUCAGCUCUUGGCUGUUACGACGGCAACGUCUAUGAACGCCUGUUCCAGUGGGCUCAGAGGUCACCGACCAACACUCAGGGGAACCCUGCCUAUGCGAAAUAUCUGAGGCCCCUGUUACAGAGCAGGAUCUCCAAACUGUGAGCUAACGAGCCUCCGCGAGAAGCCCGCAGCCCGCCCGCCGUGUGAGAAUGCACUGCGGCACGUGUGUGCAAUCACAUUUUAACACUGUCUGUUUUUAGAGUCCUUGUUUCUGGACACAGUCUGAAGUGUGAAAUAUCCGUGAUCUACUUGAACAUAAUCGCAGGGUGGGAAGUGGGGAGUGACAGCUGUCGACAUGGGUCACUGGGUGUUUAUCACUAUCCUCUCCACCUUUGAGUAUGUUUGAAGUUUCUCACAAUAAAACACAGCAACACGAGA